CAGCCUCUGAGGACAAAGAAGCUGUGGGAAACACUCAGGAGGGCCUCACUGCCGGUUAGAGUUCAGUAAGCCCCCACAUACAGGGCAGCAAUGCCCCCGAUACCCACCAAGUGCCACAGUCAGGCAGUCAGGCUGGGGGUGGUGGACUGUGUGGCCACGGCAGGCCUGGCUGGUCGCUCUGUGGUUCCCUGGGCCUCCUGAGGUUCACUGGCCAACAACCCAGCCUCUUACCACUUCUCCUUCAGGCAGGAUCUGGAGGUGGGUCCAGGACUCACUCAGGGUCCUGGUCUGGGGUCUCCCUGGAAGCUGCUGGUAACAAACAGCCCCUCCCCUUUUGGUGCUGGUAUCCAUGGCAACACUGUAAAGCCUUUCUUUCCCUAGGCCUGCUUGGGUUUCAGGCCUCAGGUGAGUGUUGGGGGUAAGGCCCUGGGUCUGGGGGCAUCACGGGCGAAGGAUUAACACCUCUGGGGACCUUUGCCUUAGGCUGAGGGCAGGACCUCAGGUCGUAGAGGGCAAGGGUGACAGAGAGACAACAGGAAAUGUGCAAACAUCCUGGUGACAUGUUGCUUGGGGAAGGGGGUGGGGGACAGUUAUCUGCUGCCUUGUCCUGGUCAGAAACACACAGACAUAGACACACAUGUGGCCAGCAAUCUGGUGUCCUGGGGGCGUGCACGUGCGCAUGCACACGCAUGCGCGCACUCACACAAGGGCAUUUUUGGAGUGAUGCUGUCUAGGGCUGUCAGACACAGGCACACACUUGUGGCCAUGAAAGAAGAGCCCCACGUGGUACCUACCCAUGGGACACAAGGAUGACAGCCACACUACCCAUCUCAGCUCCCCCAGGAACAUCGAGAAUGGCCCCUGAGCCUUGCCAAGAGGCUGAAAAAGCUGAGAAACAGGCUGCCUUAUCCCUGGCGGACCAAGAGCCGGUCAGUGACCAUCUGGAGCCUCCAGCUGGCACACCCAAAGACCCAGUGGCUCCUGCAUGCCUGAAGGACACCAAGCCCAGCUCCACGCCUGUGGUCUUCCCCGUCAACCUGCAGUUGGCCCCUGAGUCCUUGGACCCCCGCACCCUGCGGCUGCUGUGGGGUCAGCGGGAACUGGAGAUCCAGGCUCUGCGGUGGACCAUCCAGAACCGCCAGAAUGCCCGGCACUGCCACAUCCUGUACGAGGUGGCUGGACUGCCACCCGAGAGUUGCUCACACAGUCAGGAGAAGCUCCUGCAGAACCAGAUCCAGAAACUGACUCUGGAGUUGAAAGGGCAGAAGGAACAGGCCCAACUGGAGAAGUCCCAGCUGGAGACUGAGCUGCAGGCGUUCCAGAGGUCCUGCCUCCUGCAGCUGGUCCGCUCCUCCUGGGUGGGUCGCGUGCUGCGAUCUUCCACCGGCAGUGUGGAGGUGGUAACUGCAGAAACUCUGAUGGACUCCAGUGACCUCUCUGAGAAUGACCAGGUCCCCUCUACUGGAGAGGGUUUCCGGCUGGAGGACGUAGACUGGAACAGCAUUGCCCAUCGGUAUCCCAACCUCCUCGCCAACAUCAAGUCCAACUCAGAUCAAAAGCACCCCCGGGCCUUGCCAUCCCCACCGGCCCCAGUGCCUGGCCAGUGGGGCUCGGAGCUGCAUAGAGAGUGUGUGGAACAGCAUCUCAAGAGUGUCGAGUGGCGUUCCCUGCCCUCUGUGGGCACCAGCAGCUCAGGGGGCACAGACUCCAACCCCGGCAGUGGCUGGCUGGCUGAGCCUCAUCGCGUGCAGAAGGUGACGGGACAGCCACCCUCCGCUGCAGGCCGCAGUUCUGAGUUGACAGAGCCACACCGGAGCAGCUUCGGCAGGGAAAUGCAGGCACUGCUUGAAGCCCCCAGGGCCAUCCCUCCUGCUGUGGAUCUGACCCCUGGAGCUGUUCCUCUCCCAUGUGAGGCCUCAGGGUACUGCAGCCCCAUUAACUCCAGCCUGAAGAUCGUGGCCGUGAGCCGCAAGGAGAGGUUCGUGCGCGUCCUCAACCAGUCUCUGGAGGAGACCGCCGACCUGGGCGGCCUCACGCUGCGGCAGCUCCUGUACGGCUUCCCGGUGUGCAUGUACCGCUUCCCGCCCGGCACGCUGCUGGCUCCACGGCACCACGUUACGGUUUGGGGCGAGGGCCCCGGCAGCACCAAGAAGCGGCCGCCGUCGUCCUUGGGCCAAGAGCCUGUCCACUUCCAUUCUGGCCGGGGAUGCGUGACUCUCCUCCUGAACCCCAAGGGCGAGGUCAGGGUCCUGAGCGAGCACCGGGCCCCCCACUGCGUGACCCCGGUCUCGAGGAUCUUCGCUGACAACACCGACCUCUCCGUAGACCGCUUCCCGCUCUCAGAGGACGGACUUGGGGCCGACCCCGGGGAGCAGAGUCGCGGGCCUCAACACUCGCGCGCGGGCAGGGUGCGGGAGGCCGGAGCCAGACGCCGGAGGCCCGGGACGCGGGGCCUCUUGCCGCGGCUGAGCACCAGCAAGCUCUUCCGCCCGCGGGAGGUGCCGGCGCGGCCCGAGGCCGCCGAGACCCGCACGCCCGAGCUCCUGCCCGCCUUGCCCGGUGAGCGCAGGGGGACGCGGAGGGCGGGCGGACCGGCGGGGAGUGGGAGUCCGGCCGACCCCAUCCCGUCGCUGUCCCUCGCAGAGGCCGGGCUGUGCCUGGAGCACUGCGGGGCUAGGAAGGAGCACAGGGUCCGGGUGUGCAGGAGGAGCGUGGACCGGGGCUGCCCGAUGGUAGCGCUGUCAGUGCAGAGCACGGCUGAGAGCAGAUACGGCUUCCGCUUCCUCCCCUGCCCGCCGGUCACCGCGGACCCGGGCGCUCGGGUGUAGAAGGUGGAGGGCAGCGCGGGCGUGGGCGCCCAAGGCCGAUGGGCCGCGCUGGGAGAAAGUCGUGGGAGACCCGCAGUGCCAGCUGCACAAUUUAUUGAACCAACGUCGCCUACGAAGUAAACCGCAUUCAUGGACA
Neofelis nebulosa (Clouded leopard) is the source of this 2964-nucleotide messenger RNA. RefSeq names its product lamin tail domain containing 2 (gene LMNTD2). Gene Ontology annotation, molecular function: structural constituent of chromatin. Lineage: Eukaryota; Metazoa; Chordata; Mammalia; Carnivora; Felidae. Gene Ontology annotation, biological process: chromatin organization. The transcript is spliced from 13 exons. Bases 810 to 2828 code for a protein of 672 amino acids. Gene Ontology annotation, cellular component: lamin filament. The record is from RefSeq and is a predicted model, not a curated record.